AUCUCACAUUCUUCGUCAGCGCAUCGCCUUUAUUUGUGGUCCCCUCCCAAGCUUCUUUAAUCGACUCCUAAAAUUUUCCCACGUGCGCAAAAGGGGACUCGUGUAGUAGCAAACCGUCUAAACAAUCCUACCUAGCAAGACAUAGCAGACAUAUAGUAUUCCUAUCGAUGCGCUCCCUCGUCCGGCAGCGAGCGAUAGGGAAGUUGACGCGAGAUCUGUGCUCACCGACGACCUUCUCCAACGUUCGAUAACGAGAGAUUGAUCAACCUUUCGGAACCCCACCGCUUCUACUCUAACCGUUGUAUCCAACCACCCAUAUCACCCACAGCUUGCAUUUCGAAACCUCAAUGGACGUCGCGAUGAAUCCUGGUAGCGGUGAGGCGGCAGGUCAACAGCAGCAACAACUACAGCAGCCGCCGCAUUCUGCGAAUUCACCUGCACUCUCUACACCACCUUCCAAUAGCCACAAUACGCCACCGGGGCCGACGACGUCAACGCAAAAUGCGCAAGGUCAAAUGAGUUUUCGGAGACAGCGGGCUUCGAGAGCAUGCGAGACAUGCCACGCUCGAAAGGUGCGAUGCGAUGCUGCGAGUCUAGGCGUUCCAUGCACGAAUUGCGUCGCCUUUCAGAUCGAAUGCAAGAUCCCACAAGCCAAGAGGAAGAAAACUCAGGCGAAUACAACAAAAGAUUCAGACAGCGAACGUGGAGAUGCCGUCGAGGAGCCUUCUCCGAAGCCGCCCAGCGCCGGUUCGUCCACGACGUUCCCAGCACGACCUGCUGUGUACCACUCCUCGGAGGGUGUACCAACCACGACCCUCACGGAAGCUCAAGCUAGGAAAGAGGAGGCCGACAAUGAUACAUUCGUUAAUUUGGUUAUGAAACCGAAAUUCACAAGAGCUCCCAUCACUGAAGCGGGCAGGGUAGCGUUUCUAGGGGAAUCAUCGAAUCUAACUCUACUAGUCCACGAUCGCCAAGGAGCCUCUGAUGUCGUGCAUUAUCCACUGCCUGAGAAUAUACGUGGAUCGAGAGCCCGCUUGACGGAGUUAGACAACAUCGAGAUCGAUAUACUCCAUAAACGCGGAGCUUUCCUACUACCACCGAGAUCUCUUUGCGACGAGCUUAUUGAAUCUUACUUCAAAUGGGUACAUCCUAUUGUGCCUGUUAUAAAUAAGACUCGUUUUAUGCGACAGUACCGAGACCCCAAGAACCCACCAUCAUUGCUUCUUUUGCAAGCUGUUUUACUUGCUGGAUCGCGAGUAUGUAACAACCCACAGCUCAUGGAUGCGAACGGUUCGACCACUCCAGCCGCAUUGACGUUUUACAAACGAGCAAAGGCCCUGUACGAUGCUAAUUACGAGGAUGAUCGUGUGACCAUCGUCCAAGCGCUGCUUCUUAUGGGCUGGUAUUGGGAGGGUCCCGAAGACGUUACGAAGAAUGUUUUCUACUGGAGCAGAGUCGCCACCAUUGUCGCGCAAGGAUCCGGAAUGCAUAGGAGCGUGGAAGCGUCACAACUCAGCAAAGCCGAUAAGAGACUAUGGAAGCGCAUCUGGUGGACGUUAUUUACUCGUGAUCGAUCUGUUGCGGUUGCAUUGGGACGGCCCUGCAAUAUUAACUUAGAUGAUUCAGACGUCGAAAUGUUGACCGAGGACGAUUUUAUCGAAGACGAACCAGAUAAUGCGAGUGGAUUUAGCCCCGAUCCUAUUCAUGUUCAAUUCUUUCUGCAAUACGUCAAACUCUGCGAAAUCAUGGGCCUAGUUCUGUCUCAGCAGUAUUCUGUGGCAUCUAAGGGUCGACGCCAAAAUGCCAUUGACCUGACUCAUAGUGAUAUGGCAUUGGCAGAUUGGCUUCAAAAUUGUCCAAAAUUAGUAUACUGGGAAAUGCCGCGACAUCAUUUUUGGAGCGCUUUGCUACAUUCUAACUAUUAUACCACACUAUGUCUCCUACAUCGAGCGCAUAUGCCGCCUAACAGCAGCAAUGCAGCUAGAUUUCCGGACGAUUCUUCAUAUCCUUCGCGCAACAUUGCUUUUCAGGCUGCUGGUAUGAUCACAUCCAUUAUCGAGAACUUAUCAGCACAUGACGAACUUCGCUAUUGUCCGGCUUUCGUCGUGUACAGCUUAUUCUCCGCUCUCAUUAUGCAUGUCUAUCAAAUGCGGUCACCCGUCCCCUCCAUUCAACAAGUUACACAAGUUCGAAUCCGGACAUGCAUGGAAGCACUGAAGGAAGUGUCCAAGGUAUGGCUAGUAGGCAAGAUGGUGGCCACAUUGUUCGAGUCGAUCUUAGGCAACAAAGUUUUAGAAGAAAGAUUACAGAAAGCUGCUGGAAAACGCCACAAGAAAGUCCAGCAAAGCCUAGCUCAGCUAGAGCAACACCAACAGAGACAGCAAGAAGCUGCCAAUAAAAGGAAAUAUGAUGAGAUGGCUAUUGACUUUAGUAUAAAUACGCCGGUACACCAAGAAUCAUACGAACGAUCGCGACCGCAGACUCCUCGGAAUGAACCGGUUCAAAACCAGCCUCAUAUGGGACCGCCCAUCAACUCACCGAAUGCUAGAUCCGGAGACACAUUCAUGGGAGGAACUAACAGUAGGCCACAUACACGACCGGCGACACCAUUCAACCCCUCAUUCUCGGUCCCGACUACGCCUCCAGAUCUAUACCUCGUCACCCGUAAUUCACCGAACCUUUCUCAAUCCCUUUGGGAGAAUUUCCAACCGGACCAGUUGUUCCCUGAGAGCUCACAACUUCCAUUGCCGCAGUUGUCACCGCAGCAAAAUCAACAGAGCUUGGACCCAAGUCUCGUUUCUCCGAUGCAGGCUGGUAUGUCUCCGCAACAAUCGCCUGGGCAAACCAGCCAGUUCCUACCCCGGAUAUCGAACAAAGCGACAGGGAUAAAUCCCCAGCAGGCUAACACAUUUUUACAACCAGGAGCUGGAGGGUUUCAAUCCCAGACGAAUAACAAUAAUCUAUGGCCAGGCGGCGACGUAAACUCGGGGAUACCGGACGGCCAAAGUCCUAGUGACAGCUGGAGUACCGCAUCCGCGCAAGGGCAGCCCGUGCCGGCUACGUUGAAUGUUGAAGACUGGUUCCAAUUCUUUGGCAUCAAUGGGAAUGAUAUUAACCUGACUGGGCUCGAUAUGCCUGUAGGUUAAGUCAGUCUCUGUAUGAUAUGACUAUGAUUAUCAGUACACCUUCGUGGAUUAAUUUUGGCAGGGCAUGAUUUAUGCGAAAGCAU
This is a messenger RNA of Hypoxylon trugodes, 3229 nucleotides long. RefSeq names its product fungal-specific transcription factor domain-containing protein. Bases 348 to 3146 code for a protein of 932 amino acids. The record is from RefSeq and is a predicted model, not a curated record. The transcript has 6 exons. Gene Ontology annotation, biological process: DNA-templated transcription; regulation of DNA-templated transcription. Gene Ontology annotation, molecular function: DNA-binding transcription factor activity, RNA polymerase II-specific; zinc ion binding; DNA binding. NCBI's taxonomy places the organism in Eukaryota, Fungi, Ascomycota, Sordariomycetes, Xylariales, Hypoxylaceae.